Messenger RNA from Fusarium subglutinans, 534 nucleotides. RefSeq lists its product as uncharacterized. NCBI's taxonomy places the organism in Eukaryota, Fungi, Ascomycota, Sordariomycetes, Hypocreales, Nectriaceae. Bases 1 to 534 code for a protein of 177 amino acids. The transcript has a single exon. The record is from RefSeq and is a predicted model, not a curated record. Gene Ontology annotation, molecular function: diaminohydroxyphosphoribosylaminopyrimidine deaminase activity.
AUGGGUUCGGCGGUCUAUCCAACGUUUGAAGUUGGUGACCAUGAAGCUUUCAUGGAGUUUGCCUUGACCCAAGCAAAGAAGUCACCACCAGGUGCCAACAAGUUUUGCGUCGGGGCCGUCCUUACCAACGCAGCCACAGGCAGAGUUAUAUCGACAGGCUUCUCGCUGGAAUAUCCGCGAGACUAUAAAGGAGACCCGGGCACCACACACGCAGAGCAGUGUUGCUUCAUUAAGAUUGCUGACGAGCACAACAUUCCUGAGGAACGCAUUGACGAGGUCCUUCCAACAGAUACGGCAUUGUAUACAACCAUGGAGCCCUGCAACGAGAGAUUAAGCGGCAACAUGACUUGCGUAACUAGGAUCUUGAGACUCAAGAGCGUCAUUAAGACUGUUUAUGUGGGGAUCAGGGAGCCAGGAACCUUUAUUGCAAAUAAUGAAGGACAGCAAAAGCUCGAAGCAAAUGGCAUCAAAGUCGUUUAUCCCGUUGAACAUUGGCGUGACAGGAUCAUUGAGAUCUCAAUGGCUGGGCACUGA